AUGGACCAAGCAAACUCUACACCUUUCACUACUGAAAUCGAGCAAGCUAUUCCCCCAAAGAGAUUCUCAACACCUUCAUUCAGGCAUUUAAAGGGGGAUUCUAAUCCCAAGAGUCAUCUAAAACACUUCAAAAGUGUUAUGAUCCUUUACAAGGUUGACAACGCACUGAUGUGCAAGGUGUUUACAAUGACCUUGGGUGGAGUAGCCCAAGACUGGUUCCGCACCCUACCAUUCGGGUCGAUCAGCAACUUCAAAGAGCUAGCUUACGUCUUCACCAAAGAAUGCACUACUUAUCGGACAAUCAAGAAGAACCCUUACUACCUCUACAACCUGCACAAGAAGUCCGAUAAAUCCCUUCGAGAUUACAUCAAGAGAUUCAAAGCAGAAAAUGGCAACAUUGUAGGAUGCAACGACCGAAUUGCGUCCUCUGUCUUCAGAAAAGGUCUUUCAGCUGAUCACUCCCAGCUAAACUCUAGCAGAGGUCUUCGUGACCACAAAAGCUACGCACUCUAG
Messenger RNA from Prunus armeniaca (apricot), 513 nucleotides. The record is from the annotation of a GenBank genome assembly. NCBI's taxonomy places the organism in Eukaryota, Viridiplantae, Streptophyta, Magnoliopsida, Rosales, Rosaceae.